GCUGAGCGCGGAGCCGCGGCGGGCGCGGGAUCCCGGCCGGGGCGCGAGCCGAGCACAGCCUCCCUCUCCAGCCGGGCCGAGCGGGCACCGCGGGCGGAGCGGGGCGAACGCGCCAGUGGGCGCAGCGGACAUAGAGCGCCGGGGCCGCCGCCGGGGGGGGGGAUGAGGCUGCCUCCCCGGGCCGGCGUGUAGAGAGGGCGGGUCCCCGGCCUCGGGAGCGCGGCGGUGGAGGGGACAGAGGCGGCGGCCAUGGCGACCCCCGGCAACCUGGGGUCCUCCGUCCUGGCGAGCAAGACCAAGACUAAGAAGAAGCACUUCGUAGCGCAGAAAGUGAAGCUCUUUCGGGCCAGCGAUCCGCUGCUCAGCGUCCUGAUGUGGGGGGUAAACCACUCGAUCAAUGAACUGAGCCAUGUUCAAAUCCCUGUUAUGUUGAUGCCAGAUGACUUCAAAGCCUAUUCAAAAAUAAAGGUGGACAAUCACCUUUUUAACAAAGAAAACAUGCCGAGCCACUUCAAGUUUAAGGAAUACUGCCCGAUGGUUUUCCGGAACCUGCGGGAGAGGUUUGGAAUCGAUGAUCAGGAUUUCCAGAACUCCCUGACCAGGAGCGCACCCCUUCCCAACGACUCGCAGGCCCGCAGCGGGGCCCGGUUCCACACGUCCUACGACAGGAGGUACGUCAUCAAGACCAUCACGAGCGAAGACGUGGCCGAGAUGCACAACAUCCUCAAGAAGUACCACCAGUAUAUAGUGGAAUGUCAUGGGAUCACCCUUCUUCCCCAGUUCCUGGGCAUGUACCGGCUCAAUGUUGACGGAGUUGAAAUAUAUGUGAUUGUUACGAGGAAUGUGUUCAGCCACCGUUUAUCUGUAUAUAGGAAGUACGACUUAAAGGGUUCCACAGUGGCCAGGGAAGCUAGUGACAAAGAAAAGGCCAAAGAACUGCCAACUUUAAAGGAUAAUGAUUUCAUUAACGAGGGUCAGAAGAUUUAUAUUGAUGACAACAACAAAAAGGUAUUCCUGGAAAAACUGAAGAAGGAUGUUGAGUUUCUGGCGCAGUUGAAGCUCAUGGACUACAGCCUCCUGGUAGGAAUCCACGAUGUGGAAAGAGCUGAGCAGGAAGAAGUGGAGUGUGAAGAGAACGACGGGGAGGAGGAGGGGGAAAGCGACGGCACCCACCCCGUCGGAACCCCUCCCGACAGUCCCGGAAACACGCUCAACAGCUCCCCGCCCUUGGCUCCGGGCGAGUUUGACCCAAACAUUGAUGUUUAUGGAAUUAAAUGCCAUGAAAACUCGCCUAGGAAAGAGGUGUACUUUAUGGCAAUUAUUGACAUUCUGACUCAUUACGAUGCAAAAAAGAAAGCUGCCCACGCUGCAAAAACUGUUAAACACGGUGCUGGCGCGGAGAUCUCCACCGUGAACCCAGAACAGUAUUCGAAGCGCUUUUUGGACUUUAUUGGCCACAUCUUGACGUAACGUCCUGCACGGCCACGGAGAGAUGUGAGCGUGGGAAGGACAGAGGUGGCUUCGGCGCAGGAAAAAUGAAAACCAAACUCAGUGAAGCACACCUCCUCGUUUACACCUUCAGGCCAAGAUGACUGAUUUGGGGGCUACUCGCUUUAACAGCUACCUGAUAUUUCCCAGCAUCAUUCUAGCUAUUUCUGACGUGCGCGCGCGCGUUUGUGUGUGUGUGUGUGUGUGCGUGUGUGUGUGUGCGUGCAUCUUAAACAUUGAUCAGUGAAAACCAACCAGCUUUGGUCAGAGUGUGUUGGGGGCAACAACCCUCUGACUGCAGCUGUCGACGAAUGAGUGAGUGAGCGAGCGAGCACCUGCAGGGGGCGGGGAGAAGGCUGCGCAUGUCAGACCGACCAGGUCGGCACCACACGAGAAACUGUGGAUCAGUUUAUUUUUUGGAGUUGAAAGAUGUGAGACAGUAUUCGUAAUAAUAAUGAAGAUAAUAAUAAUGAAGAUAAUAAUAAUGGUGAUUAAAAGAGGGAAAAAAACUUACCGCAAUUGUCACACUCUACUACGCACGCUGACACUCCUUCUUAACAGUCAUACCCCGGCCCCGGGCGGAGGAGGCUGGCAUCCCCCGUGCGUUCUGGUUCAGGUGUCGGGAUUCCCAGUGUCCAGGGACACACGCCCCUCGUUCGGCAGGAAGCUGAUGCCCCUGGUGACUCUCUCUGUACAUUUUCACCUCAGUAAAUAUGUCCAGGAAAACUGCUUCUCUUUUCUUGCCUGGAGCUUCUUCACUGAUACACUCUUAUGUUGCAAUAUAGGAAUUAAUGCUACAAAAUAAAAUAAAGCUUUCCUUAAAAGUGCAUCGUUUUGGGCAAUGGUAUCUGCAUCUCCCAGAGUGGGAAGGCAAGCAAAGCAUUUAGAAUUCUCAAUUCUCCUGUUAAACCAUAGUAUUUUGUUAUGAAUUAUCCCUUUAAUUGAAACCCUCAAUAUUACUGUUUACAUUAUUAGGAAAACAGGGAUUUUUUGAAUCUAAAAAUUUAAUGUACAGCAUGUGAUUUCUGAAGUUUACAUGUAAAGUCACUUGACAGUGUAGGUGAAAUAAUGUUUGUCCUAUUUUGAAAUGUAUCCUGCAGUCACAUUUUGGGGUGAAUGUUUUAUUCAAAGUACCUGGUAGGCAGUCUUUUACAGGAAAAGGAAAAGGUUUAGUUUGUUUCCUCCAGAUAUACAUUUAUUAACCUAAUGAUUUUUUUUUAAGAAAAUGUUUAACCCAGAUCUGGUUAUGUAUGUUCAUUGCCCUAAACUGUGCUGAUUGUGUCUAAUCGAGUUAUAAAUUUUCAACACUGAUCAUGUAUUUACCAACUUCCUGGCAUUUUCUGAAAGGCGUCAAGUGAAUACUAGAUUUGCUUAGAAUAGGUUAUCAAUUUAUACACUGUGCUAAAGCUGUGCCUUUGAAAUUCUCUGUUUAAAACGUGAGAUGAUUUUUGUAGGCAGGUUCAGAAAAGAAAAAAAAAAAAAUCCCACUCUUCAAUAAUUACUUACAACUCAGCAAAUGCCCCCUGCCAUACUGCCUCUUCCAGUGACUUGACUUCAGGGCUGACCAGAUCUGUGACUGCACCCCGUGGUAUGUGGGUUGACUCUCGAACACACAAGGUGACAGCAAGUUGGAAUCCUGGGAAGCCAGCAGCAAGGCCAUUCUGCUCAUCUGCGGACUUCUCAUAGUUGUUAUCCUCAACAGAUGAUGUCAACGGCAAUGUGCCCUGUUGUCCAAAUCUGUUUUUUGUGUGUUUAAAUGAAUGGAGAUGGUGAUUUAAUACCCCCACCCGUAAUUCAUUCUGGCAUCAAGUCCCUCUCAGUGUUCUGAAGUUCUGCUGUGGUUUCUUUGAUCCACAAUUACAGAAGUGAGACCCUGAAGUGAAGAGAAGGUACCCGUACAUUAUUUGAGUAACUGUUUCCUUUGUGGCCAAACUGUGUAUGCUUUUAGAAGUUUACAAAAUGCUUUAUUUUUGUCUGUAACAGUCUCUGUCUUCCAUUUCUGUUGGUCAACUCCUGGGACAGAGUGAGGACGUUUGCCUUGUAUUUCCUAGUGCUAACAGUACACUCCAGUCAUGAGCCAGGCUUUACGAAAUAAAGCACUUUGAUGACUCACAA
Molecule: messenger RNA, 3603 nt
Organism: Phacochoerus africanus (Common warthog)
Lineage: Eukaryota; Metazoa; Chordata; Mammalia; Artiodactyla; Suidae
Gene: PIP4K2A
Product: phosphatidylinositol-5-phosphate 4-kinase type 2 alpha
Exons: 10
Coding region: 250-1470 (406 amino acids)
Biological process (GO): phosphatidylinositol metabolic process
Molecular function (GO): phosphatidylinositol kinase activity
Source: RefSeq, a predicted model, not a curated record